Molecule: messenger RNA, 1485 nt
Organism: Cynara cardunculus var. scolymus (artichoke)
Lineage: Eukaryota; Viridiplantae; Streptophyta; Magnoliopsida; Asterales; Asteraceae
Product: GDSL esterase/lipase At5g42170-like
Exons: 7
Coding region: 1-1485 (494 amino acids)
Cellular component (GO): extracellular region
Molecular function (GO): hydrolase activity, acting on ester bonds
Source: RefSeq, a predicted model, not a curated record
AUGAACAUAGAUGCGAAGAAAGUAACUAAGAGGACCCAAGUCAGUCAUAGCAAACUCAAUAAUGAGAAAAAUGAUCACCUUGCACACAGGAUGACAUCGAAGGAAGUAGUGAGAACAAUGUCAUUGACAUACAAGAGCAGAAAAGCAGUGUCACCCCGUGCUUGUGUAUUAGAUGCUAUACAACUAUUAGGUCCAUUGGAAAACUUCAAACAAAACAUUGCGGUGCUAAAGAGGAACAUUGGAGAAGAAUCUAUGCAAAAUAUAAUCAACAUUGGUCGUAGCAAGCACCGACGAUCUACUUAUAACCUUCCCAUCAGAAUAUUAGAAUAUGAUGUCCCUGCUUAUAUUAAUAUUAACAUGCUGGAGAAUAAUUUACUCCAUAUAUUCUCCAUGCUUCGUUCAGUUGUUAAGGAUGUUUUAUUUUGUCUGUUUUCUGUUGUAUAUUUAUGUAGCAGGGUGGAAACAAGAAAUCUGUCAAAAAAUGUCUCUGUGUCGGCCGUCUUAGCAUUCGGAGGCUCCUCCGUUGAUCAAGGGAAUAACAACUAUAUCGACACUAUGAUCAAGGCUAAUUUCCCUCCUUAUGGAAAGGAUUUUGAGGGCGGAAAACCAACCGGAAGAUUCUCCAAUGGCCGAACAAUAGCUGAUAUUUUUGCCAAGGCACUAGGAGUGAAGGAGUAUCUUCCAGCAUAUCUAGAUCCUUCCCUUCAAGAAGAAGAUCUUCUAUCAGGUGUAAGUUUUGCUUCUGGUGGCUGUGGCUAUGAUGAUUUAACAGUCACAAUAACGUCUGCUAUACCACUGUCAGCUCAAUUGGAAAAUUUCAAACAAUACAUUGGGGAGCUCAAGAGGAAUAUUGGGGAAAAAGGUGCCCAGAAAUUAAUCACCAACAGUGUAUUUUUGGUAGUAGCAAGCACCAACGAUCUGAUUAUUUCCCUUCCCAUCAGAAGAAUAUUACAAAAUGAUGUCCCUGCAUAUCUUAACCUGCUGGUAAAAUUAGCCUUGGAUUUUGUUCAGGAACUACAUGACCUGGGAGCAAGAAAGAUAGUUGUCUUUGGCGCACCCCCGGUUGGCUGUUUUCCGGCUGUAAGAACGAUAGCUGGAGGUGUACUUAGAAUCUGCAGACAUGAGGAAAAUGAGGCAGCACAAUUGUACAACAGCAUGCUAAAACAACAGCUCGAUGUUCUUGCACACAGUUUUCCUGAUCAAUCCAGGGUGGUCUUUGUAGAUUUCUACAAUCCUCUGAUGAGCAUCAUUGAAAACCCUAAAAAUUACGGCUUGGAAGUUACAAAUAGAGGCUGUUGUGGAACCGGAAACAUAGAGGUGGGUUUUUCAUGCAACAGGUUCAUCUCUACGUGCUACGACGACUCUAAAUACUUGUUUUGGGAUAGUAUCCACCUAUCAGAGGAAGGAAGUGAAAUCUUCAUAAAUCUUAUUCUACCAAAAUUGAUGAAUAGUUUGUUCUACGAUGAUCCAUUAAAAUUUAUUUGA